This is a messenger RNA of Echinococcus granulosus, 264 nucleotides long. RefSeq lists its product as hypothetical. Lineage: Eukaryota; Metazoa; Platyhelminthes; Cestoda; Cyclophyllidea; Taeniidae. The record is from RefSeq and is a predicted model, not a curated record. The transcript has 3 exons. The coding region runs from base 1 to 264 and encodes 87 amino acids.
AUGAGGUUGCCUACACCUCAAGCCCAGUCGUAUCUCCACGCACCCACACCGAAGCACCCAAAAUGUGUAAACUUGGAUGCGGUCGUUGCGCCUACGGCUACGGGCCUGGUUACUGCUGUGAUGACUGCUAUGGAUAUGAUUGUAACAACUUUUGCUGCGUGGUUACUCCAUGCUAUUCCACUAAAGCCUGCGUCGGUGGCUGCUGCUACGGUGACCGCUGUCGAUGCAAGAGGUACUGCUGACUUUCCAGGCGCCGAAAAUUGA